This is a messenger RNA of Quercus robur (English oak), 1966 nucleotides long. Its product is annotated as equilibrative nucleotide transporter 3-like. Gene Ontology annotation, molecular function: nucleoside transmembrane transporter activity. Gene Ontology annotation, cellular component: plasma membrane. Bases 502 to 1761 code for a protein of 419 amino acids. NCBI's taxonomy places the organism in Eukaryota, Viridiplantae, Streptophyta, Magnoliopsida, Fagales, Fagaceae. The transcript has 9 exons. Gene Ontology annotation, biological process: nucleoside transmembrane transport. The record is from RefSeq and is a predicted model, not a curated record.
UGCACUCAAACUUUGCAGUCCACCUCCAUACUUCUAUAUAACUAAAGCUCCUUUCUUUGCUUCCAUACUCUUGAUAAGGUUUCUGUAUCCAUCUUUUGCAUUAUAGAAUGCAUUUCCUUUUGUAUAAUUUGAAGCCUUCCGUUUUAAUGCAUUGAAAAGUGAACAUUUGGUUCAUGGUUUUUACUCCUUUUGCAUUCUCAAAGCCAUUCCUACCACCUUUUUUAAUCUUCUUUGAAAGUUUUGUACUUGGAAGGAGCUAGUUACUACUCAAAACCUAUAAACAAGGCUUGUUGAAACUCACGCUAGCAUUUAUCUUUUUAUCAUAAGUAUAGGCUGCAUAAAUAUAGAUGUUUAUUCCCAUAAUCAUGCUAUGAUAACUCUUCAGUUUAUAGCUCUUCCUUCAAUGUUUUGUUUGCUUCCAAAUUCCAAUGGACCAUUUUAAGUAUCAGUCACAAUAAAAGUAUAUAAGUAUUGCAGAGUCUUGACUUGUGAGAAAUAGCCAUGACUAUUGCUGUAGAAACUGAGACUCCAACAAGGCUUGAGGGAAAGCAUAGAGCAAUGGUAGUUUGUUUCUUUCUCGGGCUUGGGUCUCUUAUGUCAUGGAGUAGUAUGCUGACAAUUGAAGAUUACUACUAUCAGUUGUUCCCAAAAUACCAUCCUUCAAGGGUACUUACGCUUGUUUAUCAACCAUUCGCGCUUGGAACAAUGGCGAUACUAGCAUACAAUGAAUCAAAGAUUAAUACCAGGAAGCGCAACAUAUUUGGAUACACUCUUUUCUUUGCAAGCACUUUGUUAGUCUUAGCUUUGGAUUUCGCCACAUCGGGGAAAGGUGGAAUUGGACCUUUUAUUGGUUUAUGUGUGCUUUCUGCUUGUUUUGGAGUUGCAGAUGCCCAUGUUCAAGGUGGAAUGCUUGGAGACUUGUCUUUCAUGUGCCCUGAAUUCAUUCAGUCUUUCCUUGGGGGUCUAGCUGCAUCAGGGGCUCUGGCCUCUGGUUUGAGGCUACUCACAAAAGUAUCCUUUGAGAAAACUCAUAAUGGGCUUCGCAAGGGGGCUACACUGUUCCUUGCAAUUUCUACAUUCUUUGAGUUUCUGUGUAUUCUCCUCUAUGCAAUUGUCUUUGCUAAACUGCCAAUAGUGAAGUACUAUCGCACAAAGGCAGCAUCAGAAGGAUCAAAAACUGUAUCAUCUGACCUUGCUGCUGCUGGCAUCCAAACAAACUCAAACCAAGGAGAUGAAGAUGACACGAAACAACUAGAGCGCUUGAGCAAUAAGCAAUUGUUCUUUCAGAAUAUAGAUUAUGCAAUUGGCCUAUUUCUGAUAUAUGUGUUAACAUUGUCAAUUAUCCCCGGCUUCUUGUAUGAAAAUACUGGAACACAUGGGCUAGGCUCAUGGUAUGCACCUGUUCUGUUUGCAAUGUACGGUGUCUGGGAUCUGAUAUCAAGAUACAUUCCUCUCAUUGAAAGCCUGAAGUUAGAAUCAAGGAAAGGCCUUAUGAUCGCAAUUCUUUCUCGUUUCUUAUUUAUCCCAGCAUUCUACUUUUGUGCAAAAUAUGGCGAUGAGGGAUGGAUGAUCCUGCUGACAUCCUUAUUAGGAGUAUCUAAUGGCUACCUUACUGUCUGUGUCCUUACAGUGGCACCCAAAGGUUACAAGGGACCUGAGCAAAAUGCUUUGGGCAAUUUGCUUGUGUUGUGUCUUUUAUGUGGUUUAUUUGCAGGAGUAGCUCUUGAUUGGUUGUGGCUCAUAGGUAAAGGGGGGUUUUAAGGAUCCAAGUUAUUGUUGUAAUAGAUGAAGCAAAGUCAGUUCCUAUUGACCUUUUAUCACCUGACAGAAUGAAAAUCAUCAGAUGAAUAGCCAAAUGCUAAACUUUAUGCAUUGGAAUUAUAUUUUUGAUUAUAUAGUCAUGACCUCUUCUAAUUUUGUUUAAAUUAUCAAAAACCUCAUAAAUAAACUUUAUGCAUUUGAAUUA